Molecule: messenger RNA, 1422 nt
Organism: Melampsora larici-populina 98AG31
Lineage: Eukaryota; Fungi; Basidiomycota; Pucciniomycetes; Pucciniales; Melampsoraceae
Exons: 3
Coding region: 1-1422 (473 amino acids)
Cellular component (GO): eukaryotic translation initiation factor 4F complex
Molecular function (GO): mRNA binding; translation initiation factor activity; protein binding
Source: RefSeq, a predicted model, not a curated record
AUGGCUUGCAUAGCAACUAGGUCUCAAACCACGACAAUUGUCAACCAUGACCCGACGGAAAAGACUUCCUCAACUUGUCAUAACCAGAAGAAAUACCGACACGGUGAAGAUGACAGUGUUCCAGACGAACUAGAAACCGGUGAGUCACGACAUCAGAGACGCGAAGACACGUCUCGUCGUGAUGGGACAUCCUCUCAACAACCAUCUGAUACCUCCCGUGUUAAUCGGUCCCUUCCCGCUCAAGAAGAGCGACCAGGAAACUUUCCGACUCUCGCAACAUAUAAGCUUGAUAGUAUAAGGGAAGCUUGGCCUGAAGCGCGCUGCAAGCAGUAUUUAGCUACUUUGGAGGUUUCAUUACCGGCGGAUCAUGUAUCAGAAGCUCGAAAGCUUUUUGAGGAACUCGAGCAUUCGCUGCUUCUCCUUUCAGUAUCCGGGAGUCUUACUACUCGACAAGACGGUGGUUCUGCUAUGUCUAGCAACGCUCCUGCUUGUAAUAUGAACCGAGGAACGCAGAUGCAUCAAAGGGUUCCGAGUGAAGUGGUACAGCCUUUGCAAUCAUCGGCUGAUAGCUGGUCAGCUGCUCGGUCGAAUCAUUUCAAAGAGGACUCACCUGAGAUGGUCAAUCGAAAAGUCCGAGCUUUACUCAAUAAGCUCACGCGCGAUAACUUUGAUUCGAUCUCAGAUCAAGUGAUUGAUUGGGCUAACAAAUCUAAAAAGGAGAAUGAUGGAAGGAUUCUUAAACAAGUGGUUGCGUUAAUUUUUGAGCACCAUGUUGAUGAAGCACACUGGUCAGAAAUGUACGCCAAGUUAUGUUGUAAAUUAAUGGAGAAACUUUCACCUGAAGUAAAGGAUGAGAAUGUACUUGAUACGGCUGGUAAUAAAGUACAUGGUGGUCAUCUGUUUAGGAAAUACCUUAUGAGUCGAUGUCAAGAAGAUUAUGAACGAGGGUGGAGUAAGCGAUAUAAGUUGGCAGCUGCAGGUAAAGCAGCAGAUGAUGCAGUUAAACAAGCAGCAAAUGAAAAAUCAAAAGCAGAGGCCGAAGCAGUAGGAAAAGAAACUACCAAAGAAGCCGAAAUCUUAUCAGAUGAAUAUUAUGCAGCUCAAAAAGCCAAACGACAAGGAUUAGGAUUAGUUCGAUUUAUUGGAGAAUUGUUCAAAUUGAACAUGUUAACAGAAAGGAUUAUGCAUGAAUGUGUUAAGAAAUUGUUAUCGAAUAUCGAGAAUCCAGAAGAAGAAGACAUUGAAUCACUUUGUAGAUUGAUGAUGACAGUUGGAAAGAUGUUGGAUCAUGAAAAAGCCAAUAGUCAUGUGAAUGUAUAUUUCACUAGGAUGACUAACAUGGCACAGAGUAAGAAUCUAACUUCUAGAGCUAGAUUUAUGAUUCAAGAUGUCAUUGAUGCACGUAAUAAUCAUUGGGUCUGA